CCAAAGGCAUGGCGGGCUGCGAGGACGACGACGACCCGAAGCGAGAGAAGAGUUCGAUAUCCUUCACGAGCUUCAAUUACAUCAACUCGAUCGUCGGCAGCGGUGUUAUAGGAAUGCCCUUGGCCCUACACGAGGCAGGCUUCGGGGUCGGCCUCCUCCUGCUGGUGCUGGUGUCUCUCAUCACGGACGCCUCCCUCUGCCUCAUGAUCUCUGUGUCACGGACCGUACAGGCCAACACGUACCAGGAGCUCGUCAGCAGAGCCUUCGGAAGACCCGGUUUCAUCGUGACGUCUUGCCUGCAGUUCCUCUACCCUUUUAUCUCCCUCAUCAGUUACAACAUCAUUGUAGGCGACACAAUGACUAAAGUGCUCAUUCGAGUCACAGGAAUCGGUGAAGAGUCUGUUCUCGCGAGGCGUGAAUUCAUCAUGGCUGCUUCCACCUUGCUGAUUACCCUUCCUCUUUCACUCUAUAGGAACAUCACUCGCCUGGCAAAGAUUUCCCUGACGUCUGUGGUCAUGAUCGUGGUCAUUGUGGUGGCUAUGCUGGUCAGGAUGAGCACCAUGAGGGAUAUUGUCCCGGCCACCCCCGACGCCUGGCAGUUCGGCGGCACCAACCUCGCCUCGGCCAUCGGGAUCAUGAGCUUCGCCUUCAUGUGCCACCACUCCAGCUUCCUCGUGUACGAAUCCCUGGCCGACAACACGCAGGAGCGCUGGAAUAAGGUGACUCACAUCUCGAUUGCUUCGGCUGCAGUUCUCAGCUUGGUGUUUGCCGUGGCUGGAUACGUGACGUUCACAGGAUUUGCACAAGGUGACGUCUUCGAGAACUACUGCUGGGCCGACGACCUCAUGAACAUCUGCCGCGGUUUCUACGCCGUCACCAUCCUGCUCACGUUCCCGAUCGAGUGCUUCGUGGCCAGGGACGUUCUCGAGACGGCGUUCUUCCAGGACUACCAACCGCAGCCGUUCUUCCGCCACGCCGUUCUCUCGGUCCUCAUCGCCCUGCUGUGCAUGCUGCUCUCGUUCGCGACGGACUGCCUCGGCAUCGUGCUCGAGCUGAACGGGAUCCUGUGCGCUGUGCCCCUGGCCUACAUCCUCCCUGCUCUUUGCUACAUCAAGCUGGAGGAGGGUCCCCUCUGGUCGCGGAACAAGUGGACGGCGUGGGGCGUGGCCAUCUUCGGCGUCUCCAGUGCCAUGGUUGGCACCGUGUCUCUCUUCAGGAACAUCGACGUGCUGUCAGAGUGUUCCCAUGGCACCCAGAUGCCCUACUGCCUUACCGGCGUGAAUGAAACGGAGGUUGAAUUUCAGUUUUAAGCAGCAGAGACUUGGUUAAAAGCUGAGGUGAUUUGUUUUUUCUGCAUUUUCUUUCACUGCACUUUUCUUCUUUCUUUUGACACUUUUUUUCGUCGUCCUAGUUCAUUUGUUUCUUUUUUUCCUCUGCCCUUCUCGUCUCUCCAGCUUACCUGGUAAUUGUGAUUAGUCAUUUUAUGCUAAUAAGUCUCGACGGUAAAAAAACAAUAUAUUAUAGAAAGAUAAAGUAUUGACGUAAAAGAAAAGGAAUCCUAAAACCCAAUGGAACAAUAUUUUAAUCAUGAUGUUUAAAAAGGGACAGUAAGUGCAUGUAGUAUAUAUCAGAUAUAAUUACACUCUUGGAAUGCCUGAAUUUAUAAUUAACAUAUCUCUGUGGCCAUGGGCAACUCCAGGAGAUGAAAGAGGGCUUAUAAGCAUAUACCUGAAUAUUUUUUAACCUUCUAUUUUAAAAGAUUAUGUAAAUCAUUAAAUGCCUCUACAAGUCGUAAAUGCAUAAUGAUAAAAACUGCACCAAACUUGCCCUCUGCUAUCAGAAAUCUCUGCGAGCCCCACAGAUGAGUAAUGUUUUGUGAUGCUUUUGAUCAUAUGUAAGAAAAGUAUUUGUAACCCUAUGAGCCAUGCUAGCGAAAUACAUCUCAUUAUCACAGGCCCAUAUGAAGAUUUUCAUAAUGCGACAACGGUGAAUUACAGCCGUGAAUGUUAUUUGAAUUUGGCGCAUUCCAGAUGUGAUGGUGGUAUACACACGUAUUUGCUAUUUAGCUUUUUUGUGUAAAAUGUUGAGUAAGAAAUAUUUCCUGCACUUAUUCUCGAUGCAGUUGUAAUUAUUCGUGCUAGGGAUAGCACGGUACCUUAUUCUGAACAAAAUCGGGAAAUUUCUAUCAUCGAUAAUGAUAUCAAUUGAAACUUUGUGGUAUUAAAUAUAUUUGUUUGCCGCAAAUACAAAUUCCAUGUCAUAUCUAAGUUGAUUCAGAAGUUCAUGAAUGCGCAACGCUUGUAAGAACGCAUCACAGAUGGAACGGCGCCACUGCACCCGUAGUUUAGUGGGCUUUCACCCGUUCGUAUAGACCGGAUAGAUGCUUUUUUAUGCAGACAGUAUCAUGAGCGACAGAGCUUUGUGAUAAUAUACUUGUCUGGCGUUUGAGGUGAAAAAUAAAAUGUUUGUAAAUUUGUCAGACGAUCAGCAGGACAUCGAGUACUAAAUGAGAGACGAUGAUUCCUGUUUUAAAACCUAAUUUUGUCGGGUUGAUUUUAAGCUCUGAAACUGAAGUGUGACGUAUAACUUUCAAUAAUAGUCGGAAUAUAUAUACCAUAUUCAACUAAUGAUUAUAUAUUAUUAUAAGUAUGUAAUUCCUACUGGGAACAUUUAUUUUUUUAGACUUGUGUUUGUUUGUUAUCAAUGAUAUUUAACUCUGGAUAAUGUGAUUGUGAUCAGUUGUAAUCGUACCAUUAUAGUUUAUAUGAGAUUAAGAUGGACACAAGUAACAUA
Molecule: messenger RNA, 2793 nt
Organism: Penaeus chinensis
Lineage: Eukaryota; Metazoa; Arthropoda; Malacostraca; Decapoda; Penaeidae
Product: putative sodium-coupled neutral amino acid transporter 11
Exons: 8
Coding region: 9-1310 (433 amino acids)
Biological process (GO): amino acid transmembrane transport
Molecular function (GO): amino acid transmembrane transporter activity
Source: RefSeq, a predicted model, not a curated record